GAGCUCCCGGUUGUGUAAGGAAUGGUUUGUGAAUAGAUAGGGAGUGGGCCGGGAGGCGGCGCGCGGCGUUACUCGCGGCAGAGGGCCGCCAUGUCGGGCGGGACGCGCGCUUGCCUGCUGCUGGCCGCGCUGCUCGCCGUGCUCUACUCAGGAUGGUGUUCAGAGGACGAAGAGCGCUUAGUGCGCGAUCUAUUCAGAGGAUACAACAAGCUCAUACGGCCGGUGCAAAACAUGACACAGAAGGUCGACGUGCGGUUUGGCCUAGCUUUCGUCCAGCUUAUCAACGUUAACGAGAAGAAUCAAAUUAUGAAAUCGAAUGUGUGGCUACGUUUAGUAUGGAUGGAUUAUCAGCUGAUGUGGGACGAGGCUGACUACGGAGGCAUCGGUGUGCUGCGACUACCCCCUGACAAAGUCUGGAAACCGGAUAUCGUGCUCUUCAACAACGCUGACGGCAACUACGAAGUGCGAUAUAAAUCUAACGUUCUCAUCUACCCUAAUGGCGAAGUACUUUGGGUACCCCCUGCCAUAUACCAGAGUUCAUGCACUAUCGAUGUAACAUACUUCCCAUUCGAUCAACAAACCUGCAUCAUGAAAUUCGGAUCUUGGACUUUCAACGGCGACCAAGUCUCUCUCGCCUUGUACAACAAUAAGAAUUUCGUGGAUCUGUCUGAUUACUGGAAAUCUGGAACAUGGGAUAUCAUAGAAGUGCCCGCGUACUUGAACAUUUACGAGGGAAACCAUCCUACUGAGACAGACAUUACGUUCUACAUUAUUAUAAGAAGGAAGACCUUGUUCUAUACUGUCAACUUGAUUCUGCCCACCGUGCUUAUCUCAUUCCUUUGUGUGUUGGUAUUCUAUCUGCCUGCUGAAGCUGGGGAAAAGGUCACACUGGGUAUCAGCAUUUUGCUGUCACUGGUUGUGUUCCUGCUCUUGGUAUCGAAAAUCCUUCCGCCGACCUCGCUCGUGCUGCCCCUCAUCGCCAAGUAUCUGCUGUUCACAUUCAUCAUGAAUACCGUCAGUAUCCUCGUCACGGUCAUCAUCAUCAACUGGAACUUCAGAGGACCUAGAACUCAUCGCAUGCCGCUUUGGAUUCGAAGUGUAUUCUUGCACUACCUGCCUGCCGCGUUGCUAAUGCGGCGUCCACGCAAAACCCGCCUACGUUGGAUGAUGGAGAUGCCCGGCAUGGGCGCACCACCGCACGCCGCAGCCCCGCACGACCUACCUAAGCACAUCAGUGCUAUCGGUGCAAACCAAAGCAAAAUGGAGGCGAUGGAGCUAUCUGACUUGCAUCAUCCUAACUGCAAGAUUAAUCGGGCUGCUGGAGGUGGUGGUGAAAUGGGCGCUUUGGGCGGUUUAGGCGCGCUCGGCGGGCUCGGCCUUGGCGGGGAGAGACGGGAGUCAGAGAGCUCUGACUCUCUUCUUCUGUCUCCUGAAGCCGCCAAAGCAACUGAAGCGGUCGAAUUCAUCGCAGAACAUUUAAGAAACGAAGAUCUUUACAUUCAGACGCGCGAGGAUUGGAAGUACGUCGCCAUGGUGAUCGAUAGAUUGCAGCUGUACAUCUUCUUCAUCGUGACCACUGCUGGAACUGUCGGCAUCUUGAUGGAUGCACCACACAUCUUUGAAUACGUUGACCAAGACCGUAUUAUCGAAAUAUACCGGGGGAAGUAAAAAAUGCGAACU
Cydia amplana is the source of this 1680-nucleotide messenger RNA. It is a transcript of the gene nAChRbeta1, whose product is annotated as acetylcholine receptor subunit beta-like 1. Gene Ontology annotation, cellular component: postsynaptic membrane; plasma membrane; neuron projection. The transcript is spliced from 9 exons. Gene Ontology annotation, biological process: chemical synaptic transmission; signal transduction; monoatomic ion transmembrane transport. Bases 91 to 1668 code for a protein of 525 amino acids. NCBI's taxonomy places the organism in Eukaryota, Metazoa, Arthropoda, Insecta, Lepidoptera, Tortricidae. Gene Ontology annotation, molecular function: acetylcholine-gated monoatomic cation-selective channel activity; transmembrane signaling receptor activity. The record is from RefSeq and is a predicted model, not a curated record.